AUGAUUCAGGACAGCACCCUGGACUCUUCGUCAAUACAGCAUAGCCUCGAACUCGAACUCUUCCCAAGUGAUGCCUUUGCUGGCAUCUCGACGCCGCCACUGCCCUCGUCACCAACUCAGCUUGCCAAGAUUUCCGCUGUGACGCUCAGCACGGCUUCGAACCCAAUCAUGAUUCCAGAUAGCACCCUGGACUCUUCGUCAAUACAGCAUAGCCUCGAGCUCGAACUCUUCCCAAGUGGCCAACCUGGAGCAUCAUCUUUGCGCUCGACGAAUACGUCACGGUCACAGCUGCCGCUCUCACCUUUCGAGCUAGAUCCUGCGAGGUUGAGCGAUCCUGCGAGUCAGAGGGAUAUCAAGGCGACACAGUUUCUGAGGGACGAAUGGCUUAUCUCGGCCGGACAGAAGGAACCUGACGAUCUGGUGGACAACUAUGUAUCCUUCAUGAGGAAUGGUAGACCAGAGUCCACCGGACAACCGAGCAGCAAAAGAGGAGGCUCCAGUCUCCUGGAUCAGAUCGAUGCUAUCUGUAGUCCUUCAUCAAGUGGAUCGAGUGUUCAGGCAGGUGGUAAAACAACAGAUGCUCGUCAGCCACUGCGGCCGAGCAAAAGCGCCAAGACAAACGAGAAAGCGAGAGCGACAGCAGAGGAGAUCGACAAGAUGGUUGCUGAUGACAUGUUCAACACGUCGUGCUCGCCUCCAUCACCACCAGUAUCUCGAAUCAAGUCGAUCUCGGACAUGCCAGCAGAAGAGCAGCAAUUCUUCUAUCGUCUUGCUUUCGGAGGAGGCUCCCCUUCUUCCAGCUCUCCCGGCAACAUGGGCGUGACAUCACGAGGAAAGAAUGGCAAGACAUGGCAGACGACAUGGGAUAACUCAAAUCAACCAAGUACAGGCACUGUCAGCUUGGCUGCGACUAGCAGGCCAAACUUGGCUUCCGGCAGUAGUUCCAGCCGCGGUGUAGCAAAGGGAUCAACAUCAAGUGCCAGCAGCGGUGCGAUUCGAGGUCGGAGGCCGUCCGCAUUCACAGUAGAAGCUCGCAAAGGUAGUCGAGGAGGCAAGGCGCGAUCGAGUACUAGCUCAAGCAGUAGCGCUCAUCGUAGUCGAAGUCGUUUCUUUGCUUGA
Messenger RNA from Ustilago hordei, 1119 nucleotides. RefSeq lists its product as uncharacterized. The record is from RefSeq and is a predicted model, not a curated record. The coding region runs from base 1 to 1119 and encodes 372 amino acids. The transcript has a single exon. Lineage: Eukaryota; Fungi; Basidiomycota; Ustilaginomycetes; Ustilaginales; Ustilaginaceae.